This is a messenger RNA of Zychaea mexicana, 1581 nucleotides long. Its product is annotated as DNA topoisomerase. The record is from RefSeq and is a predicted model, not a curated record. The transcript is spliced from 7 exons. NCBI's taxonomy places the organism in Eukaryota, Fungi, Mucoromycota, Mucoromycetes, Mucorales, Lichtheimiaceae. Gene Ontology annotation, cellular component: nucleus. Gene Ontology annotation, molecular function: DNA binding; DNA topoisomerase type I (single strand cut, ATP-independent) activity. The coding region runs from base 1 to 1581 and encodes 526 amino acids. Gene Ontology annotation, biological process: DNA topological change.
AUGACAAUGACAUCGUUAAUCGGACACAUGCUUGAGCUUGAUUUCGGUCGUGAAUUUAAAAGUUGGCAAGGAACUAGCCCAGAGGAUUUGUUUGAGGCGCCUGUAUAUCGCAACGUUUCAAAGAAUUCUGAAGGCGUGGCAGCAAAUUUGCGACAACUGUCACGGAACUCGGAUGUCCUAUUUAUAUGGACGGAUUGUGAUAGAGAAGGGGAAGCUAUUGGUGCUGAAGUGGAGAGCAUAUGUACUCAAGUGAAUCGUCGGAUACAAGUAUGGCGGGCUCGUUUUUCAGCAAUGCAAGCCGGACCCAUCCACCAUGCAGCCAACAAUCACGUUCAACUAGACAGACGGCAAGUUGCUGCAGUAGAAUCACGGUCAGAACUGGAUUUGCGGAUUGGUGCAGCAUUCACGCGAUUACAAACUAUCCGGCUGAACGAGUUUUUCAAUAACACUGAAAGGGCGAUUGUGAGCUAUGGCUCUUGUCAAUUUCCUACAUUGGGCUUUGUGGUCGAUCGAUAUAUGGCGAUCAAGAACUUUGUCUCUGAAGAAUUCUGGAGGAUCGACAUGGAAUAUGCACCGCAACCCGCAAAAAAGAACGACGAAACGGACAAAGCUGUCAAGUUCAACUGGAAGCGAGGCCAUAUAUUUGAUUAUUGGUCGUCGUUUGCUCUCUAUGAAAGCUGUUACAAAAACCCAAUGGCAACGGUCAAGCGUGUUCAAAAAAAGAGGGUUACCAAACGGAAGCCAUUGCCUUUGACAACAGUUGAAAUGCAGAAGCUUGCCACUCGUGUUUUAGGUUUUACUGGUGACCGAGUCAUGAGUGUUGCAGAAGACCUUUAUCGAAAUGGUUUAAUUAGCUAUCCAAGAACCGAAACAGAUCAGUUCCCGAAGAAUUUCGAUUUUAUGACACUGGUUCAGAUGCAAGGAAACGAUAGGUCUUGGGGUACUUACGCACAACUGAUACGAGAUGGAGAGUUCGAACAACCCCGAAGUGGUGGACACGACGACAAGGCGCAUCCACCUAUUCAUCCGACUGCUUACGACAUGAACUUGAGUGGUGACGCUCGCCGACUUUACGAAUUUGUUGUCCGUCGUUUUCUUGGAUGUUGUUGGAAGGAUGCCGUGGGACAUGAAACGGUCGUUGACGUCCAAAUCGCUGGUGAAAUGUUUGAUGCAAAAGGCCUUAUCAUUGCCGAACGCAACUACCUCGAGGUAUACACCUACGACAAAUGGAGCACGCACGUUCUUCCAAAUUUUCAAGAAAACGAACAGUUCAUGCCAUCAGUAUUACAACUUAACAGUGGCAAAACAGAGCCACCUAAACUACUGACGGAAUACGAUCUAAUCAGCUUGAUGGAAAAGAAUGAGAUUGGUACCGACGCGACUAUCGCAGAGCAUAUCAAAAAGAUUUGCGAUCGACGUUAUGUUUACAAAGACGGUCAAUACUUUAAUCCAUCAACACUUGGAAUUGCACUAGUGCUGGGCUACGACGAGAUCGGAUUUGAAACAAGUUUAAGUAAGCCCUUCUUACGUCGUGAGGUAAGUCCAUAUAAGCAGGAGAAUCGAAUGAUGAAAGCUGUAUGA